UACAUUCAUGCGCGAUUGGAUUGUGUGCUGGCACGCUAUGUAUACUUCACAACAGUUGAUUUCUUGGCGAUAUCCGAUGACGUUCGUCAACGAUUAACUGAUGUACAUCAACAGUGCUUGAACGAGGAAUUCGGUUGCUCGUUCGAUUAA
This is a messenger RNA of Anisakis simplex (herring worm), 150 nucleotides long. The record is from the annotation of a GenBank genome assembly. NCBI's taxonomy places the organism in Eukaryota, Metazoa, Nematoda, Chromadorea, Rhabditida, Anisakidae.